GAGCGUAAUCUUUACACACCAGUCUGUUCACUACACAAGAAACUGGUCUGGUCAUGCUGUGGAUUGUAAUUAUCUAUCUUUUAUGUGCUUGUUAGACACCUAGUAGCAGCAGAUUUGGGUGUCUUUUUUAUUACUUGGAGAACAUUUUGGAAGAUUAAAAUAGGAGAUUUGUUGGAGAGAAACAAGUGUGCUGCCACCAGCUUUUCUUUCAUUUUAGUGAAUCACUGCAAAGGAAUUUUGUGGAAUAAACAACUUUCCCAAGGCGUUUUAUCUUUCAGCAUUGUAUUUCAUGAGACACCUGGUGAGAAAUGACCAUUUAUAUUUCUGACUCUGAAUGCAUAACAAAACCCAGACAAGAAGAUGUGGAUUUGGAGAUGUUUUUUACACGCCAUGAACUUCUGGAUGUCUGAUGAUCCUCUGAAGCUGAAAGAAUGCUGCACUCUGGGGGGCUAAUGCUCUAGGCUCCUGGAUGAAACCUGUGAAAGACAGCAAUAAACAGAGGACGAAAUAACUACAUUGUCUUUCACUGCUCUCAAGUGUAAGAGCUGGAAUAUUGAUUCAUGCCAUUUUUACCCAGAGGUCAGCCGAAAACAUAGACACUCUGACAAGUCUGGAUAAGCUGCGCAAACGAGUGCCAAUGCGCUUAGUCAUUUUAAGAUGAGGUUAUGGAAGUGUGUUGCCAUCGUCUUGAUACUCUGUGGUGCUGCACUCUCUGUCUUCCGCUCUAGAAUCCUGCUUUCCUUAAAAUCACCUGUUCUUCCUCACUUUGAGCAUUCAUCAUCUUUAUUAUCAGCAUCAGCAUCAUCAAUGUUUUCAAAGAACUCCUCAUCUGGGACUGGGGGGAGGUUUCGGAGAGUCAGAGCAGCAAAUGGAGACAACUUGGUCAUCUCUGAUUUCAUACACAUGUUCCAGAGUUUCACAGAGGGCGAGUUGAAGCAGGUCGUCCACACACUGGUGCAGAGGAAAGCGCGAAGGGAUGCUAAACUGGGCAAAAGAACUAAGCGGGCCAAAAAGGGUACCAAGCCAUGUUCACUGACAGACGAGGAGGUCACAAUAAGCCAACUUGGCUUGGGCUAUGUCAGUGACGAAGUCAUCCUUUUCCGGUACUGCAGUGGCAAAUGUGUGGCAAGUCGCCAAAACUACGACCUGGCACUGGCGAAGCUGAAGGGUCAGCAUUUGUUGACUCGAGAGAACAUGGACAAGGCUCGGCACAAGCCAUGCUGCCGGCCCACAGCCUAUGAAGAGUUUACCUUCCUGGACAACCACAACCACUACCACACUAUUCAUAACGCUUCUGCACUGAAGUGUGCUUGUGUAUGAUGUCAAUUUCAUAACAAAUGCCUAUUCAACAAAAGUCAUAAGAAGUACAGCAAAAAGAAUAUAAUGUCAUUUCAUGACAGCUCCAUGGAAAACAAAAAAGGAAAAAGGCCAGGCUAAGAAUAAGGAGGUUGCAACUGGCAGUUAGAGUAUAGCAACACUGUAUAGCUUUACAGUGUUGGUCUUAAAAACAAACAGCUGUUAAAUUAAGUUUUAUUUGCCUUUCUGGGACAAGGUUUUGAACUAGAAUUACAACUCCAAUUCCAAAAAAGUUGGGACACUGUGUAAAACAUAAAUAAAAACAGAAUGUGAAGAUUUGCUAAUCAUGGAAACCCUAUAUUUCAUUGAAAAUAGUACAAAGACAACAUAUCAAAUGUUGAAACUGAGAAAUUUUAUUGUUUUUUGAAAGAUAUAUGCUCAUUUUGAAUUUGAUAUCAGCAACACUUAUCAGAAAAGUUGGGACGGGGCAACAAAAGACUGAACAAGAUGUGUAAUGCUAAAAAAAUUCUAUUUGGUUAAAACUGGCAACAGGUCAGUAACAUGAUUGGGCAUAAAAAGAGCAUCCUAGAGAGGCUGAGUCUCUCAGAAGUAAAGCUGGGGAGGGGUUCACCGCUCUGUGAAAGACUGUAUGGGCAAACAGUGCAACAAUUUAAAAGGUAGGCUGCCUUUCAAAUAUUUCAAGUGUAGGUCAUAAAAAGAAUUUUCCCCGACACCCAAUUAUUUUGUUUAGUGGACUGAAAGCUACUGAAUUUGAAUCACAGACUUCCAAUUUUAUUAGUUUUUUUAGUAGAACAAUUAAUGAAUUUAGGGCCAUGUGGCCCUAAAUUCUCCACUAUUUUUUCUUGCUUCACCAUGACCCAAUUCAAGAUACUACGUCAUGCAUGACGUGGUGGGCUUUCCCCGUUCGCGCAAGGCAUUUUGGGAUACAAAUUUGAAACAGGAAAGAAAAAUGGAGGAUGUGAGUGUGCGAAUGAAACGUGAAAGACCGACUACAGUAACGGAAAGCGAGAAGAAAAGACGUUAUGUUGCGAAGGAAAGGAAACACAGGACCAAACUAAUAAAUUUCAGCGGUCAGCGAGCACCUCGGUAUGAUCAGCUGUUUGUUUAGCGACAGAAGGAUGUAACUGUCAGUGCACGGUCAAGGUAAACCUGUAGAUGGCAGUAAGGGCCUCUGCAUGCUCUUGUGACAAGGCUUUCGCAGAUAGCUUUUCGCAGACAGUUGUAAUUUAUCGUUGAGUGGGGAGUAAUAGGCGUGCACGAUGUUAUUCACCGCCACAACGCAAGGGGGCGCGAAGUCGCGAAAUCGCUAGGAGUAGUUGGUGGGUGUGGUUAGUGGAGUGUUUAUCCCCCGGUUACUUAUAAUGACUAGAACUGGAGUCGUAUAGAUGUACGCACUUCCUCACUUCCUCGAUCAACCGCUCUUCGUGCUGCUCCAUCUUUGCUCAUGUUUUUAAAAAUGGCGGUAGUGAAAACAAACCAAACCGGGAAAGUAGGGAAGCGGAAGUGCAUGUACAGCGGAUGUAGAGUGGACCAAUCAGAGCCCUCUUGUCUGCGACGCUGUCUGCGAGGCUUCUGCGGUGGUCACAAUUUUUGGGAGGUGCGCGCAGAGCGUCUGCGAAGGGGGGGGCUACGCAGACGCCAUCUGUGACGCCAUCUGCGAGGACUGCGUUGUCAGCAUAAAUUGGCCUUAAUGCAACACUGUAGAUGCCAGCUGCCAUAAAACCCAAAUGAAGAAGAAGAAAGUAAACCUGCGCAUGUGCACAUGGACUUCCUCUGUUCGCUUGACUGUGUGAAGUGAGUGAUUUCAUGCAUAUUAUUUGUUAGGAAAUCCUGUCAAAUUAAAUAACUUCCCAGCCACAAAAUGGCCUGUUUUUUUUUUUGAGAUAUUACAAAAUAAUCACAACGACCAAAUUUCUGAGGGAAGUAAAUUUCACAUAUUUUAUGAAAUCAAAAGGCUGUCUAGCUUUAAGAAUAACGUUCCUCAAUGUAAAAUUGCAAAGAAUUUGGGGAUCACGUCAUCUAUGGUACAUAAUAUCAUUUAAAGAUUUAGAGAUUCUGGAGAAAUCUCUGUAUGCAAGAGACAAGGCUGAAAACUGACAUUGGAUGCUUGUGAUCUUCAAGCCUUCAGGCGACACUGCAUUAAAAGCAGACAUGUGUCUUUUAGGGUUUCUGUGAUUUGAAAAUUAUCACAUUCUGUUUUUAUUUACAGUUUACACAGUGCCCCAACUUUUAUGGAAUUGGAGUUGUUGUCAGUCAGCCAGUAAACUGCAGGAGUAAUAUAAAAUCAGAAUUUUAAAUAAUCAUUUUCUUCUCCAAUAAAUUAUUUCCAUGUCAGAGCAGUCAGAGCAAUCUGCUCAGCCUCAAAAGUCCUACACUGCAUAAAAGAUUAAGACAUACUUGUUGCCCUUGAAAGCAGGGCUACUUUCACAUUCCUCAGAUCACACACAUAAUACUAUAAAAAAAAAACACUUUGAGUGAAAAGAUGAAAUGAACAAUAAUACUGUAGACACUGGUAAUGAAAGUAGAGAUAGAUAUGGACAGAUAUACUGUAAAAAGAGUAGCUCCACCAUUAACUAUGUAUAACAUUUCAAAUUUAAAAUACACUACAUUAAAAAUCUGCUUGACCUUUUGCACAGAAUAGCCAUUAGGGGAAAAAGAUAGCUAGACGCAGAGAGAUCACAAGCAACAUUCAGUACUACUCAAUUAAGGUUUGUGUACAGUAAGACAAGACAAAGUCAGUGCCCUGAACUUUGUAAAAGCCUGUGUAUCUCAAGACAAACCAUUCCAUCUGUUGGUGUUUUGCAACAUGUUUAAAUAAUCGUCAUUUAAUUGUUGACAAUGGAUGGUAAUGUUUAACUGUUAAAGUUAGGGUGGCCUGAUGGGUUCUCCUGAACAAAAUCAGAAAAGGCAUGAGAAACUAUGAAACAGUGUUCUGUUUCACCUGGAACAGGAACUUACAUGAAAAUGCCGUGUUAGUGCAUGGUUUCAUGUCUAUCUACGGUAUCUAUAAGACAUCAAUAAUCUUUCUCAAAGCUAAUGCCAUGUCGUCACAUCAGAUUCAAUUUUAACAAUCCGAACCAUAGUUCAACUGGUUUAGCAGACUCACCUAAUGAGUGUUCAUUGUUCAGAGGAAACGUUCCAAGGGGGAAAUUAUGACUCAUCAACUUUUGCAUCAACAAUGAGCCACAAGCAGUGUACAGGUCAUAACAGAACACAAAAGGUAUCUCCUAUUCCCCAUCAAAAUAAAAGAGAUCGGUGAAGCUGCUUUGGCAUAUUUAUGGGAUAAUGAGCAGAUGUUUUGAAAGCUUUCUUUCAUUUCUUUCCCAAUGCAUGAUUUGAGAAAACAUAACAUUUUUCUGAUGCAUAGAGAAAAUAUGGGAUAAAAUAUAAGCAUUAUUAUGGAACCAGUAAAGCUUUAAAUUCCAAAUCGUACACAGAAUUAGAGCUGAUUGUUAUAUUUGACUGCAAAAUCAGUCAAGGAGCAGAUGUCCUGUUAAGACUGUGACAGGAGGAUUGUGUCUGAGAUAACCUCACCAAAUCCAUUCCACUUUUGCAAAUCCUAUAACAGACUACUCUAAUCCACUUAGUGCCUUUCGAACAGACUCAAACACUGAAUGCUGAAGUGGACAGAACAAUUCAUUACGAAAUAAAUAGUUAUUUAUUAGCACUUCAUAUCCAUUUGAGUUAAAUGCAUGACUACAGUUACAUUGUUAAAACAAUGCUUUAAUAACAAGAUACCUCUGUGCAAUUCCUUGAUCUCCUACCCUGGAGUUUGAAAUACAAGAUUAUUCCAUCCAGAAAUGUCAUGACCUCAGGCAGAUCAAUAUUAAGCUGCAAGUAGCUCAAAGCACAUUAGUGCUUUUCACAUAUCUGGUCUAUUUUUCACAUAACAUUUAAAAAAAAAAAGAUGGUUUGUGAGCAUGUUAGUAAUCAACAAGUAUUUAACAUCUUCAGAACUUGUUCAAGUAAUUAAUUAGACUCUAAGCAGGUGAGGAAAAAGCUUCAAGGAUACAACACUGGCAUUUAUAGAUUAUUCCCAAACCUGUGCAUUAAGCAGUCUUCAGGAAGCUGGUGGGUUUUGUGCAUGCAUUUAAGCAACAUUGCAGCAUGAGUAAAUAUAACUAAGGCGCAGCAAUUAUUAUUAUUUUUAUUAUUAUUUAAGUUCACUGAAUGUACUGAUUCCAUUCUAAUGUUUCACUUUCUUCAAACCAAAAUGUAUUAAUUAAACAGUUAUUAUGAACAUAUUAUAAAAAAAAAAAAAAACAGCAACAACAAAAAAACAUUACCACAGAUACAGCCACUUUGCCCGGGCUUUGUUGGACCCUUUCGACCAACUACAAUCAACAUUGAUGCAAUGCAUCUUUAUAAAGGUUUAUCUAUAUUUAUUACAGAGUAAGUUAUGGUUUAUUUAUUUACACAGCAUCACAGACAAAACAGGAGCAUUUAUUUAUUAAAUGUAUUGGUGCC
Neoarius graeffei (lesser salmon catfish) is the source of this 5784-nucleotide messenger RNA. RefSeq names its product neurturin (gene nrtn). The transcript is spliced from 4 exons. NCBI's taxonomy places the organism in Eukaryota, Metazoa, Chordata, Actinopteri, Siluriformes, Ariidae. Gene Ontology annotation, molecular function: receptor tyrosine kinase binding; glial cell-derived neurotrophic factor receptor binding; growth factor activity. Bases 658 to 1320 code for a protein of 220 amino acids. The record is from RefSeq and is a predicted model, not a curated record.